Paramecium primaurelia is the source of this 1744-nucleotide messenger RNA. Lineage: Eukaryota; Ciliophora; Oligohymenophorea; Peniculida; Parameciidae. The record is from the annotation of a GenBank genome assembly.
AUGUUAAUAAAAACUAAAGGUGAUGUUGAUGAUAAUAAUUUAGAUAGAAUGAACGAGUAAAUAUUCUAGAAUUUAUGAGAGUGAUGAAAUUACAAAUCUAGUAGUUCCAUAAUUUCCAGAGUUCAAGCAUCCUGGAUAAGGAAAACAAGUACUAAUGAGACCUGCAAGUAAAUAAUUCUUGAACUCACCAUCAAAAUUAGAAGACUCAUUAUCAGGAAGCACAAAGAUAACUUAAGUGAAUGUAAGUAUUGUUCACUAUUAAGAGUGCCGGACAUGCUUAUGAUUACAUCGUUAAUCGCUUUCUUUAGACCAUAAGAAAACAUCUUAAUUCACCAUAAAGGUAAGAAUACAUAUUUAUAUAAGAUCUGAAGUAGAGGGAUAAAUCAUUCGGACCUUGAUUUCAUAAUAAGCCAAAUUAUAAUAUAUGCUACAUAUUGAUUGGGCUAAAUAUUAUACUAGUUAUUUAUAGCAUAUUAAUACUAAGGUACCAGGACCUAUUAAUAACUAACCUUUUUUUGCUGAUUAAUGUUCUACAGAUACUAUUUACAAACCAAAUCUAAAAUAAGAUGUGGAUUUUGUUUUGUUAAAUAGGAAUACUUGGAUGUUUAUUCAUAGUUUAUAUGGUGGAGGACCUGAAGUCUCAAUUUAAGAUUAUAGCAAAGGAGAAGGAUUUGAAAAUUCAACAUAAAAGCCUACUUUAUCUAGAGUUAGUUCAAUGUAGUCAGGAUUAAUGGAUACUGUUUCUUAUAUGAGCAUUACUCUACCUUUUUAAAAAUCUUAAUUUGAAUUACCACCAAUAGGAUUUUAUAAUGAAUCCAAUUAUUGUUUUAUGCAUGCUGCUUUAUAAACUAUAUUGUCUGUUGAAUAAAUAAAUUGUUGGAUGAUGAAUGAAGGGAAAAAGAUAGCUACUUAAUAAUCGGAUAAGUAUAGAUGGUUGAAUGCUUAUUUAGAAAUAAUUACUAUUGCUGUUAAUAAAAAAGCAGGAGCCUUUAUAAAAAUUUAGUUAUUAAAACAAUUAAUAAAAAAUAAAUUUGAUCCUCGUUUAUAACAUGAUUCAUAAGAAUUUUUGAGAUAUUUUAUUGAAUAAUUGACUAUAGAAAUAUAAGGAUAAUUAAAAUAUGAUUAACCUAUCACAGAGAUUGUAUUUUAAGGAUAGAUGAUGUCCUUAAUUAAAUGUGAUUAGUGUAAUCAAUAAUCAACAAAAUUUGAAUCCUUUUUAGAUUUAUCUUUAUCUAUGAAUAAGUUAUAAACUUUAGAAAAAUGUUUACGAUUAUUUUUUGCAUAAGAAAUAUUGAGUGAUCAUUAUUAAUGUGAAAAUUGUUAUAAUGAAACAAGAGCAGUUAAAAAAUAUGUAAUUGGUACUCCUCCUUUGUAUUUAAUGAUACAUUUAAAAAGAUUUUAGGUUUAUCCAAAUAGAAUUAAAUUAAAUGGACAUGUAAGAUUUCCAAUCAGUCUUGAUGUUUAAGAGUAUAACUUCAAUUCUAAAAUAUCAUAGAUUUUGUUCCAUAAAAGCAAAAUAUAAAUUAAGAUCAAUAAUUGUUCAUUAAGGAACACCUGAAAGAGGCCAUUAUGUUACAUUCUCAUCUAGAUAAGAUUAAGUAAUUAUAUAAUAAGUAAAUUAUAAUAGUGGUAUUAUUUUGAUGAUCAUAAAAUAUAUUUAGUUACAGAAUAAGAUGUUUUGUAACAAUAAGCAUAUGUAUUGGUAUAUGAAAAAGUUGAAGAAUAUCUAAUUGACAUGUAAUGA